Penicillium digitatum Pd1 is the source of this 1305-nucleotide messenger RNA. NCBI's taxonomy places the organism in Eukaryota, Fungi, Ascomycota, Eurotiomycetes, Eurotiales, Aspergillaceae. The record is from RefSeq and is a predicted model, not a curated record.
AUGGCCGAGGGGGCAGCCAAGAGAAGUGCCUCCCCCACGCAAGCCAUCUCUCCGCCACCAUUGCGCCGGAAAGUUGAGACAACGGUAACCAAGAAAUCCGUGGCAAAUUUCUUCACUCCGGCCUCGCAAAAGAAGCCCGGGCCGAUCACAUGGCGCGUCAUCGGCACAAGUGUUAUCAUCGGAAAGCAGAUAACGGGCAAGGCAGUCCCUCCCACCGAGAAACAGCGCCGAAUCGCUGGCUUUGAUCUGGAUUCAACCUUGAUCAAAACCAAAUCGGGUAAUGUCUUUCCCAAGUCUGCCACUGAUUGGCAAUGGUGGAACGCCAAAGUCCCGGGGCGACUAAAGGAGCUCAAUGCGGAAGGCUUCCAAGUUGUGAUUUUCUCCAACCAAAAGAAGAUCAGUGUCCAGAAAGAUAUCAAGGGUGGACGGAGUGACUCAAAAAGUCUGUCGAACUUCAAGGAAAAGAUGACCGCUGUCAUGACGGAACUGGAUUUCCCUGUCAGUGUCUACGCAGCCACCGCAGACCCUGAAUAUAGAAAACCCCGUACCGGGAUGUGGCGCGAGUUCCUGGAUGACUAUGAUCUUGAUGUUGCGGGUGUCAACCUGCCCGCAUCGGUUUUUGUCGGUGAUGCGGCUGGAAGGCCAGGAGAUCAUUCAGCUGUGGAUCGGGGACUUGCUACCAAUAUCGGUAUGCCAUUCAAGACCCCGGAAGAGUUUUUCCUUGGGCAGAUCACGGAGCCGGGGACGAUGGGCUUUGACCCUAUGUCCUUCGUAAAGACGGAUCUUGAAGAGCCCGGUGCCGGAAAGUCCACUUUCUACUGGAAUCACCUGGAGCCUCUAGGCUAUGAACGAGUCAAUCAAGAUCUUCUCAAGACGGUGCGCACCAUAAUUAACCCCGAAAUGAACCUAAAAUCGAAUGCUGAUGAACAACAGCGUCCGAAAUGUCUCAAGGUCGCCCGCGAGCACCUAGAAGCCAAGAAGUCCGUGGCAGUCGAUAAUACCAAUGCCGACCCAGAAACACGAGCUUACUGGACGUCUCUCGCAAAAGAGUUCAACAUUCCUAUCCGUUGCGUACAAUUUAUCUCAACCCCCGACCUAUGCCGACACAACAACGCCGUCCGAGCAUCCAACAAAGAACUGAACCCCGAAUCCCGAACCUCCCUUCCCGGAAUUGCAUUCGGCGACUUCGGCCGCCGCUUCCGCGCACCAACGCUGGAGGAAGGCUUUGAUGAUAUUAUCCCUGUCGAGUUUCAGUUCCACGGCAGCGAAGAGGCGAAGGGGCUUUGGGGCCAGUACUGGGUUUAA